AGCAGGAUGAUGUGGAAUUCUCCUCUCCUGCCUUAGGCUGCACCCCAUAUCUAUAUUCUACUGUCCCAUUUUUGUCCAUCAGUAACUGCUUGUUUCUCUCCACAUUUUGGCUACUCUCCUUGCUUAGAUCAAGUCAUUUCUUGUAUUCAUCACCCUCACGCUGAAUUGAUACCAAAUAUGCUAUUUGUAUCGAUCAUCUAAUGCAACCAACCCGGGGCUUCUCUUAGCAGGGAUACACAUUCUGACUUGAUAGCAAAGUAUGAGUACUGGCGCUGCCUCGCUCUCUGGUUUACUUUCGACAAGCGAAGACUCUGCAGAAAUGCCGAACACAAAGCGUGGAGCACAGCCAAGCAAACGCCUGGAAAAUGGGGCAGGUAUCGUCUUCUAUUGAUGACUCUGCCAAAUUAUCAGGGUUCCUCCCCUUCAUUCUCAACAUCCUAUUGUGCUAUCUUCCCUCAUCGCCCAUACCCACACAUAAGGUAAAUCCGUAAAUGCGGCGAUGAAGUCAGCCAAGAUGAAGAGAGGCAUGAAGAUGAAGAAAGCAGUUGCGAAGGCCUCCGCGUCCCUCUCCAUGAAGAAGGCCGCCAACGCAUCGUCCAGCUCCUCCACCUCCAUCAAGACAAUGAAGUCUGCAAAAACGAAACCCAGUGCUGCCAAGUCCUCCACUACCAACAAGUCCGCCGCAGCCGCAGCCAGUGACGACCACCAAGCCCUCAUCGAACAGAGCCUCACACCGGUCUCCUUCGAAGGCUCCCAGGAGCUCUUUGGAGCUCUCUCGGAAAAUGAGGCACAUCCAGGUUAACAAGAAUUUUCUCGUCUAUGGAUCAUCCAAGCUCGCGCUACCGUGUGUAAUCUUAUCGAUCCCAUUCCAUCGUUAGUAUUCUUCCAGCAGUUUGAAAACAGCUGUAUCAUUGUGCGACCUUAGGCCUUCUGACCCCUUACCCACAGGACGUCAACAUGAUCGACGUGGAGGAUAA
Molecule: messenger RNA, 977 nt
Organism: Amoebophrya sp. A25
Lineage: Eukaryota; Dinophyceae; Syndiniales; Amoebophryaceae
Source: the annotation of a GenBank genome assembly